AUGGAUGUUAUUGUCUUUGGUUUGGAUUAAAACCUUAUAUUGUUAUUUUUAAAGCAGAAUACUUUGAAGUAAGUUACACUCUACGCAAUAAUUUACAGAAUCUUUAAGAGUCUUUAUUGUAGGAUGUAUAAUUAACAAUUAUACCAUGAGCUCGAGUCGUAUAUGAGCUGAUAGCCGACGAGGUGCGUAGCACCGAGUCGGUUAUCAGCCAUAUACGACGAGAGCGAAUGGUAUAAUUGUUUUUAUAACCGCUUGGCCUUGAAAAUUUGAAAUACUUUUGUUUUACAACUCGAAGACGAAGUGAAAGAAAUGGUUUUAGAACCGGUAUAUCUCACAGAAAAGCUCAGAUAUAUUAUACAGAUGUUUGGUAGUAUAGUAAGUGCUUGUUGAAUGCAAAUUCAUUUGUCUUUCGUUGCAAACUUUUCUGAACAAUUUAUAUUCUCAAUGAACAUGUUUUUUUCGCUGUUGUUUCGGUAUUAAUUCUUUAAAAAACUUGUCUUUAAACUAAUUUCUAUGUAAUAAAUGUAUUUUGCUAACCUGUCAAAUUUUUUUGAGAGUUUUUCCUUGUAGUAUUAUCUUUCUCAAAGCGAAUAUUUUCCUUUUUUCUGCUUCGCAAACUCAUGUAGUUUUUGGACCGCCAUCUUGUUUUUCGCUACUCGCCGUAUAUGAGCUGAUAUACGGCGAGUAAUUCAACCAAUCAGAUUGCAGAACAGCUCAUAUACGGUGAAUGACUAUAUUAUAACUAUUUAUAUAUUGGCGAGCACACAGCUUGCAUGGCUAUUAAUUUACAAAUGCGAAAAGGUAGGUAGAGAUUAAAAUGUUUAUUAAUGAUCGCGGGCGAAUGGCUAUGUGUGCAUGGGUGGUCAUCUCUUAUUCAGUUCUCAUUAUUCAUUAAUCUCAAAAAAUAUGGCAGACUGUCAGGAAUGAAAUGACUGAAAAUUUAAAACAAAUGAGAAAACUACUUUUAAGAAGGAAGCAAACUAAGAAACGAGCAAUUUUUUUCGUUCUGACUUUGAAAAUGACGGAAAGAAUCAUUUGAAUCAGUGGCCAUGUAUAGAAGAUAUGAAAGAUCUUAAAGAUCUUUCAACCUAUGCACCGUGCUGAUGAGCCCCAAAAAGGGCGAAACAGAGUGGCUAUGUAGAAGAUAAGAUCUUUCAACCCGUUUUUUUCGGUCCUUUGUCACUCAGUUAAAAAAUGUGGUUUAAUAUACAACUUUUUUAUUUUAUUUGGGUGUAACAGCUAGUAGGUGUAAAUAUUUUUUUAAAUUAGCUUAUUUUAUAUAAUUUAAAAACUCAUAAUUUAAUGUCGAGCAUGAAGAAUUACUUUAUUUCAAAGACUUUGUUUCAACUAUGCAUGAAUUUUGCUGCAGUAAAUAUUUCAUGUUGAACAACAUAAGGUAAUGAGCGAAGUGUGAAGUAAAUGUUUUCUUAGUUCAUUUAUAUGUUUUGGCUUGCAAUGGAUUGUGUUACGACAAUGUUUGGGGACUUUGAACGCGAGGGGUUGUAUGCUGGCUGUAUAUGCAUGCAGUCUCGUAUUAGCUUAUAUAUCUAGAGAGCAGACACUGGGUGUGUUCGUAUUAUUUGGUUUACUCCAAGAAAAGGGAAGAAAACAGACGGGGAUGCAAUGAUCCCAAACGAAAAAAUAAACCCAUUCAAAACUCGUUUUAAAUAUGAUAUACAUACUGAUACGCAAUAUAUUUAUAUAUACUGUAUUAAUUUGUAGAAAAUCUUAUCAAGUCAAAAGAACAUUACCAAGAACGAUGGAUAUACACUUUUUCAGCCAUGGCUUGGAACAGGUUGACUUACUCUUUUUAUAACUUUUGAUAUGUGUGUACAUUUAUUUUUACAUUUAUUAUUUUACAUCAAUGUAUCUCGCCAGUUCGCAAUGCAACUGACAUAUAUAUACCGGUAGUUAUAUUUUAGAGAAACAUAUUGGGAAUUAUUCUUAGAAUUCCAUGCAUGCACUACCUAGAAAACACACAGAAGUGUUUUACCACGUUUAAAAAUACCAGGGCGCAACAGUUGCGGCGGAUCUGCGGGGGAUAGGAGGCUAUAGCCCCCUCUCAGAAGUAAAAUGGGGCUCCCUCCCAAAAAGUGGUCAGACCAAGAAAUAAAAGAAGACUCUUGAUCCCAAUGAAAUAUUCCGCAAGUGAUUUUAAACUGGUUGGGUUUCAACAGAUGAUUCCCAGUUCUUGGAUAAAACAGUCUGUUAUGGCAACCUUUUGAGGUUGAAAUUUUCAGAAUUGGUAACUAAUUACAUGUAAGGUUGAAAAAUGAUUAAAAGUACACAAAAGUAACGCAAAAUAUACUUACUGCAGUUAGUUAACUAGCUAUGUUACAAAAUUACUUAAUUUCCUAUAAAUUACUUAAAAGUAAUUAGUAUAUUAGUAUAUUAGUAACACGUUACUUUACUAACGAAUAUUAACAAUUGUUCACAGCUAUACGCUGAUGCAAGCCAUACCAUAUUUUGAUACUCUAAGAGAAAUUCGUCGCGGCGGUAUCUGACUUAGAAGAGUUAGUGUUGGUGUAAACGCAAUUAACUCGUUUCGGGAGGUUUUAAUGAGGGAGUAAAUAGAGAUAUACAAAUCCGCCGAUCCGCCCAAAUUUGAAGCAAAAUCCGCGAUCCGACAAUGGUCUUGUCUAACUUUUUGAAUCCGCUAAAAGCUCUAUUAUGAAGUCACAAUCCAGGAUCCAAGCUAAAGUACAAGCUAAAUCCACAAUCCGAGCCAAAAUAUUAGAUAAAUCCGCAAUCCGCUGUAUUAAUAAGAUCCGCAAAUCCGUGUAAAAUAUUCGCCAAAUCCGAAAUCCGAACAAUUUUUUCUGUGAAAUCCAACGAUCCGAAAACCUAUUCCCCCCCCCCCCUUUAAUAAAUAUUGUAUUUCAUCAUUUUAUUGUUCCGAAUUAAUCGUAUUUCCAUCUUUGUACCAUAUAUAGGACUUCUCACAAGGUAGGCGACGUUUAUCUCAUACAUUUAGUACCAAUUAAUAUAACAAUUGUUCAAUGACUGUGAACCAUCAAUCCCAAUUAUACAAGACAUUGUUAUUCAAGAAAUAGAAAGCAUUUGCCGUGUGUCCAUCGUUGAGUUUUAGAAACACGGGAGAUUUAUCACUGAGGAAAGGAGCUCGAAGUGCAACCUGGAAACAAAGCGAAAAAUACCCCUUGCCCCCCCCCCCCAAGCUAUCCUCUCUGCGGCACUGUCCGGCGGACCCGGUCGUUUCAUCUCGGUUGUUUCAGUGGUUUUGGUUGCUCCCGUCGUUUCAUUACGUUCCUUUUCGUUUCGGAUUUUACCACAUUUACCAAAAAGUGUUUUCAAAAAAUUUUAGUUCUUCUAAACUUCCACGAGUGUUUCAAUUAUCAUCUAUGAAAAUGCGGAAAAUUGGUAAAUUUUAUUUUUGUUGCAAAGUGUGAAUGCAGUUUUUCAUAGCAACCAUGGAAAGUGGAAACCAUGUACACUUAGCGUACCUAUUUUUUAUUUCGUAGUACAAAUUGAAUACAAAUAUCCCUUUUGAUUGUAAGAUUAUUUGUAAUAUGAUGAAUGUGAUUUUAAAAUAGGUAUUGAUCAGAAGCUAAAACCAUCAAAACGAUAUCAAAUUACAUUUUGAGUGAAUUCACAUUUAAAUUUAUUCCUUGUCGUUCAGCACAGGUGAAAAGUGGAGAUCAAGACGCAGACUCCUGACUCCAGCAUUUCAUUAUCAAAUUUUGAAUGGCUAUAUCCCGAUGUAUCAGAGACAAUCAUCCAUUUUAAUUCAACUGCUCGAGGUUAGAAUUCGCUAGUUUCGUUUAUUGUUUUGUUGGCCUGUCCACCUGUACCGGUUAUUCCUUUAAUGAAUUUACCGUUCAGAGCUUGAUUCCCACAUAUUUCCCAAUUCUCAAUUUCUUGAUUAUGGUUUUUCACAUGUAGUCGCAUGUGACAAGAGUGCUCUCUGUUUGAUUUUACUAAAAAACACAGAUUUUUCAGAAUAUUGCAGUUUCCCCCCAGCGAAUUUAAACUGGACCAUGCCGGGAAGAUUGAACAGUCUAGCUAAUGCUGGUAGAGCUAACCAGUGUACAUAAAGCCAUACUGUUUGGUCAUUUUAUUACAUUUAACCGGACCCACCUACAUUAAAAUCGUGCUGUGUGCGUUGAUCAAAAGCUUUUUUCUCGUUCCAGGAGAAGGCAGGUAAAGGUGAAUUUGAUAUCGCUUCAUACCUUCGUAUGUUUACUUUGGAUAUAAUAUGUGGUAUGUCAUGUGUUGUUGCAGUUGAAACCUUAUUUACACAUGUUACUUUCAUAAGCUAAUGAGCUGGUAUUUUUGGGGGGAGCAGUAAAUAAAUCUCUGAACGUUGACAGGGGGUUGUCUGACAAAAUGGCUUGAUCAGAAAAUAACAUGAAGGGGCGGCCAAGCCGAAGAAAACAAACAGAGGGCGCCAAAGUCACAAGUGUCGAGUAUUUUCUAAAUAUUCUAUGCUAAUAUAGUCUGUAAUAGUCUGAAUAGGUGCCUCUGAAUAUUCCGCUAGAAAUUGCAUGUGUUUGCUAAUCCUGUUCGUUAAAGCAUACCCAUUGAAAGAUUAGAGUCUAUUGAUUUAGAAAAGAUGAGCAGUUUUUAAAUCAUGCGAAUACGUACGUUUCCCUCUCUCUCUCCAAUUUAAUACAGGGUGAUUUAUGGGGGUGAAGAUUAGCAAUGAAAUAAAAACAAUUAAAAUAUUUUUCAAUUUUGCCUAUAGCUUCAUAUACUUUAUAUUGGGAGAUAAUUCGUUCAUCUCAAAAUACGGAAUAGUGUCGAAAUUAUUGGAUAUUUCCGUCGGAAUCCGAGGCAGUUCCGAUGUAUGAGGUUAAAACAAAAAAUUCCAAUAAAAUCUCAAAAAUAAAAUUACUAUAUUUACUCGCCCCAAGUCUAUAUUCUCUUAAACUGCGCAAAUUGUAGCGCAGUGUCUAAAUUCCCCACCUGUUCUGCUGAGCUCUAUCCUUACUUUAACCGUAACCGCUGAUAUUAAAACCGCAGGCGCCGGAAGUAACGUGAAGCGGCAAGGGUAGCCAUUGGAAAAGGGUACUUACUUCUGAGCCUUCAUUUUAUGAGCGGUAUGUUGUUAAAAUUUCGGAAUGUGUUCUAAAUCACGAGGAUUUUUUUGUUUGUUUUCAUAAAGGUGCUUUGUUUUUGAUCGAAAUUUUUAUACAAUUUUGCUUACGCCCUAACAGUGCUGUUUUACAUCAGUGAUAGCAACGUUGUUUUAGCAGUAUAACUAGACAUACAUGCAUGCUGCAACCGAACGCCUAUAUUUUCCAAACAUUGAUUUAACAUGAAGUAUUAGUAAUUAGCCAAGACUGAACGCGUCAACUCAAGUGUUGCCAUAGCAACACGAUUAUUUUAAUGAAUUUCCGAAAUAUAUUCUGUGAUAUGUUACGUACAGUAUAUAUUUCGGAAAUUCAUUAAAAUAAUCGCAAAUUAAAAUUUGCAUUUUGUGAGCUAAUUAAUCUGAAAGGCUUCGUAAAAUGUUUUGAAAUGUUCGUUCAAGUAAACUGCUUCUGCUGAUAUUAAAGCUGUAAGUUCAAAUUAUUGAGUAAUUUCUGAAUCGUCCGGUAUUGAAAUUAAUUUGCUCUCCUUUACAUUUUAAGUUCUUACAGCUACAUAGUUGAAAAGGAAGCAUGCGUGCAUUGUUUUACGAAACAAUAUUCAUAAACAAUUAAACAUUCCAAGGAAACUUGCCCUAUAUUUCAAGAUUUCCCACAGUAGGAAAUCAAUUCUACUUAUUUCUUCAAACAAAAAUUGCUUCAAAGCCCGUUGUAUGAAACGAUUUUUCAAAUUGACAUGUUUUUGAAAAUCGAAAUUUUGCUUAUCCCUCUCCUGGAAAGCAGCCAUAUUUUUUAGGUCAGUGAGGAGGUUCACCCAUAACACGAUGUACACAGCCACGCGCCCGCGAUUAUUGAUGAACUUUAGACUUCGCUAAUGCUUUUCUUUCCCCGGUAUACAUGUAAAUAUCCGACGGAAUUAGUACCUUCGCCCUGGGUUUACACCAGGAACGGCGUUCCGCACCGUUAAUUCGGGGAUAAUUAGAGCAAGCAGUCCAGGCUAUCAUAUAUCACAGUCCAUGGGCGCUUUCCAUUUCAUGGCCUGACCGGUCAGACCCGAAUUUUUUUCUCUGUAUCAAUGGAAAGGUCUGGUCUAUGUUUCUCAAAUAUCUAGCAACAAUGGACCUCAUUAUAAUGUUAUCUAAAUUGCCCUGUCAAAUAGGUCGGAAGCACACAAUUGUUUUGUGUUCCAUUCAACAAUUUGACCGUUCUGACCGGUCUGGCCGUGUUAAUGGAAAGCGCCCCAUAUAUCAAUGGCUAAAAUUAUGUAUGUGAACUCGAACACGUGACAACUACUUGGACACGCGGAUCGUGCAUGCAUUUCGGUGGCUGUUUCGAUGCAGGAUGUUCUUAACACCUGCCUACACAAUACGCUUUCUUUACUCAUAUGUUUUAUUACAUAUAUGCCAGAAUAAGAAUCGUAUAUACAACUGAUCAUAUGUUGUGUACGUGUAGACAGGCCUUUACAAACCAUCUACAUGCACGAUCGUCUUCAAUGUAUUAACACGUCCUCGAUCCGUAUCAGUUGUAGCAUUUUUUACUGAAUUCAAGGUUUACAACGAGUGAAUGAACUUUUCUAUUUUACUGGUGCAUGGGUAAUUGGUAGAUUAUUAGAAUCGAAAGUUCCAUAAAAUCUAAACAUUCCCUUGACGAAAGUCUCCAUUUAUCUUCGUUAUCAUUUGGUCGUUUUAUUGUGGUGUUAUAUUAUACUUGAAGAUGGUUUAUACACCUGAGUUUAAGAGAAUACUAUUACGUACUGCAUGUUUGCUGUAUAAUAUUAUUUAUUAUAUAAACAUAAGUGUUAUAGGCUAUAUAGAGUUUUUGACCACUGAGAAAAAUCGUAUUUAAACACACGUAAAAAAUACGAUAUUUUUACGUGUGAAAAUAUAAUUUAUUGUAAAACGCAUUGCCACGUUUUAUUGUUUUUCAUUGAAUUUUGUUUAUAUAAUAAAUAGAAAAAUACAUGUAUGGGUGCGCAGAAAUACCAGAUUUAUUUCUCGGAAAUAAAUCUGGUAUUUCCGCGCAACCAUGUAUUAUUCUCUAUAUAUUAUACGUCAAUAUUUAAUAUUAUCAAUACCAUUCCCCUUUGCAUGCUAUGGCUAAUCAGAUUUAUAACGUCGUGGAAAGACGAGAAUUUAGACGACAUAAAUUGUAUAAGGGCAUCACUCGUGAACGACAUGCAUGCUCGAAGAUUUUCUUAUAUUUUUUAAUCGUAGAGGCAGCAAUGGGUGUUAAUGUGAACGCACAGUUUGACAGUAAUUCCGAAUAUGUUUCAACAGUGCUGAGGUAAUUACAACUAUAAUAUGUUGAGAAGGACUAGAAGGUAAAUUUUGGCUUUUUAAAAAACAGAUUUGCACCAAGCCUAUAUAUCUUUCAAUCUUAACCAUAUAAAACGUCGACUAUAUAUGUAAUGCCGGUUGAUGUACAGGAAUGGUAAGCUAUUUUCCUGAUUAAAUAUCAGGAUUUGGGGCAGCUUACUCGAUAGAAUUGAUUGUAGAAGGCUUUUGUAGAUGGAUAAUUACGGAUGUAAAUUUGGUAUAUUUUAUUAGACCUAACCAACGUAAUAUCAAUUACUUUGCUCUUCUCUUCUCAUUAAUUCAGCAUAAGUGAACUUAUACUUGAACGAUGGAGGUGCCCGUGGCUUUGGAGAGAUUCUAUGUACAACUUAACAACUGCAGGACGUAAACAGAAAAAUAUGUUGAGAAUACUACAUGGUUUUAGUAGCAAGGUGUGUGAAUUACCUUUUUUACGCCAUGCGACUGGGCUGUGUAUACAUACACACCAUUUUUGGGUGGCAAACCCAUGAGGGCAUUACGACCAAAAGCAACGAAUUGACGGGUCACAUAUAAAUCCAAAUGAGUGUUACUAAAGAGAAACGAUGCGAUUUAAUUGAAUAGACUAAGGAAAGUAUAUUGAUUUCUAAUAUGAGUAGCAAAGUAGGUUUUUCUUGGAUAAACUGAAUUCGAGCGAAAAUUAUUUAACUGUUUUGUAGCAGAUGCCCAUAAGUCAGGAUAUUUAACAAUUAUUCACUGAAGUGGAGGUGAAUAGUGCAAAGAUAUUCAUCGAGACACGAAGUUUUAGAUGUUACCGUAACUAAACAAGACUAUGAGAAGAAAAGAACACGAAAAUAUUUUGAAAACAAUUUGUAUUACAACUUCUAAACUCCCAUAAUAAUUGUAAACAAAACAGUACUUAAUACAAGCUCUUAGUCAUUUUAUUCGUUAGAAAUAAUUUUAAAGAAUACCUCUACAUACUGUUAAACAAUAUUUUGUGGCUUUCUUUGUCGGAAACUGCAGCUUCGCUAGUAAAAAAUGUGCUUGAAUAGUGCAAGCCAUAGAUAUCCGGCAAUACAUGUGAGCAACUAAUCGAAUUGCGCGAAGGUACUAUUCACCUCCCGAGUGUAUAUGCUAAAUUUUAUUAUUUUAGGUUAUCAGUGAUCGUAUUGAACAGAGACAACUAGAUGAAAGCAGAAAUACGAAUACAUCUGCAGGCGGCAUGUCAGAGCCUGAUUCGUCAAGAAAACGCCAAGCAUUCUUAGAUCUCUUACUGGAUGAAUAUGAUAAAGGAAAUAUAUCGAAGGAAGGAGUGAGAGAGGAAGUCGAUACUUUUAUGUUUGAG
This is a messenger RNA of Paramuricea clavata, 8663 nucleotides long. The record is from the annotation of a GenBank genome assembly. Lineage: Eukaryota; Metazoa; Cnidaria; Anthozoa; Malacalcyonacea; Plexauridae.